AUGACUAUUGAUCUCACUUGCCCAGAAGAAAAUUUCCAAGCAUCUAAUCCGGAAGAAUUUGUGAUUGCCGCAAAUUUACAUCUUAUUCGGCCUAGGUCUCCCCUGCUCACUGACUGUGUUCGCAGCCUAUGUGCAGAAAACCCAGACCCUGCCAUUAUUGACCAUCUCCAUGGUGAAACCGCUUUGAAUCUUUUCACAAUAGUAACCGGUAACGCUCUAUUUCCAAAAUUGGAAGAAAUCCAACAAUGUUCUGAUUUAUCUACAGCGAUUCAUGGACUUAUCUUCCAUCAACUCAGAGCAUUCUCCUCUUUCCCUCUCGCAACUACCCCGCUAAAAAAGGCACUUGAACGCUGGGAGGUUGCAUGGGUAAUACGCAAUGGAAUCAUCUCCGAGCCGAAUGAUCCGAGAAAAGCCGAUCAAGAAUGUGCCUUGUUCGAAAGAGCCGGAGAAUUCGCCCUUUUGGCUCGCGUUCAUGUUGAAAAAUCAUAUCUAUCUGCCAAAGAGUGGGAUAAGAUGAUCACGAAUCUACCUGGAGAGCCGUUGCAGAAGACUGGCGAGUAUCUUGCGACAUUUGAUCAAACUGGCAUGGACCAUGUGGCCAACCUAAUGUUGGCCGUUCAAAAUUUGGAUUUUAAUUGA
Messenger RNA from Penicillium cosmopolitanum, 639 nucleotides. RefSeq lists its product as uncharacterized. Bases 1 to 639 code for a protein of 212 amino acids. NCBI's taxonomy places the organism in Eukaryota, Fungi, Ascomycota, Eurotiomycetes, Eurotiales, Aspergillaceae. The transcript has a single exon. The record is from RefSeq and is a predicted model, not a curated record.